Molecule: messenger RNA, 710 nt
Organism: Postia placenta MAD-698-R-SB12
Lineage: Eukaryota; Fungi; Basidiomycota; Agaricomycetes; Polyporales; Adustoporiaceae
Exons: 3
Coding region: 72-548 (158 amino acids)
Source: RefSeq, a predicted model, not a curated record
CGAUACCCCACGAUCAAUACCUCGCAGCAUACAGCCAAAAUCUACAGCUUUAUUCUUAUUUCGCGACCACGAUGUCACCAUCCGUAAACUCCCCCGCACCAGCGGCAAGCGGCGCGCAGGGCAACGACACCUACCCCGAGCAGCGACACGCAGGUGCCACGGGCCUCGGGCCUGAGUAUGGAAAGGGCGUGACGACCGGCGACAAGUACGAGGGGCUGAAGGAGGAAGCGAAGGGCAAGAUCCUGCGCAAGCCCGAGCUCGCGGAGCACGGCCGCAAGCUGCGCACGGGCGAGCUCAAGGGCAUGCAGGAGGCGGAGAACAACACGAAUCCGUCUAACACGGCGGCGGAAACCGACAAGCAGCGUGCGCAGGGCCAGGCGCCAAAGAGUGACGAGAACCAGUUCACUGCGCAGCCGCCAGGCGUACCCGACACAUCUCACCCGACCGAGGCUGGCCGUAUGCGCCAGGCGGCGACUGUCGCACCUGAGGGCACGAGUGCAGCGACCAAGGAGUCCCAGGGCGAGCAUCGCACCCGCAGCAUCGGCUGAGCGUGGAGCAUCCAAGCAAGUAUCAGCGGGGUGCAACAUUGGAAUCGGGAGAGAGGAAGACGGCGUAUUAUGCCGUGUUGACGUCGACAACUUUAAUUUGAUGUAUAUGAUAGAAAUGUGCGUGCACCUUUUCAAUUUCAUUGUGGGCGCAGUCAAAUUCGA